GGCACUAUUUAGCUUAGAUGAUUGUUACCUUUCCUGCACUGCAAAGCUACCAAAGUUGCUAAAGUACAUCAAAAGAGAUGUUGAGUUAUCAUCACCUAAACUGACAGCUUCUAAAUCUCAAAAGGGGUUCUCUUCUUCAAAUUACAGAAGACUACGGGUGACAAAAAUGGCGUCGCUGAUACCAGGUGUACUACUAAAGCUUCUACAAACUGUAAAUACAAACACAAGGAUUCGCGGUGAAUACCGGUCAGUUUUACUACAAGUGAUUAGUAUUGUUCCUGCAUUAACAGGAUCUGAACUAUUCCCAAACCAUGGUUUCUUCAUAAAAGUUUCAGAUUCUUCGCAUUCAACGUAUGUUUCGUUGUCUGAAGAAGAUAAUGAACUUAUCUUAAUGAAUAAGUUGCAACUUGGUCAGUUUUUUUAUAUUGAGCAAAUUCAACCAGGAACACCGGUUCCUGUUCUAGUUGGUGUAAGACCGCUUCCCGGAAGACACCCAUUUAUUGGAAACCCCAAGGAUUUAAUGCAAAUGUCAGUGCCUACGGAGAAUCCGAUAGUAUCAGCUGAUUCUGAAGGAAAAAAUUCGAAGCCAGAUGAAAUGUUGGAGGCAAAACAGGAGAGUCCGAGGCAUAGAAUUAUAAUCAAAGAGGAGAAGGUGGGUGUUGCAUCUAGGUAUAUGCAGGGGGUUUCUAGUUCUAGUCCUAGUUCAAACUCGCAUUCAAACUCCAGAAGAACCGGAGCCGAUUCUGCUGCCUCUGUGAAGACUAAUGUAACUGAGAAUGGGGGAGUAGGGAUUAAAAAGACCGGUACGUCAUUGAAUACCAAAGAAGAACAUACAGAUCAGGUACACUGCCAGACGCCUCAUCCAACACCUUCCCGUACUCACUCCUUGGAUGCACCUAAAGCAAAGCAAGAGAUUGUUGGAGCCAACAUCAAGGAAAGUUCGAAAAAUUCAAAUACGAAGAAUCCGGUAGCUAAACAAAAGAGCUCUAAUAACUUGCAUUCUUUCCCGAGUAGUAAGUCUAAAAUGCAAACACAAGAUAAUAUAUCUUGGAACUCUUUACCUGGAAACUUGGUCAAGCCAGGAAAGGGGGUGCUUAGAAGGAGAAACUUAGCUUCUUUGGUAGCAAUGGAAGCUCAGAAAGAAGCAUCAUUAUCGGCAUCUUUAGUCAAGUGCCUCAGCAUGUUCGCUGAUCUUUGCAAAUCUGCUUCAACGGAUGAGCCUCAUCUCUCCCUAUCUAAGUUCUUCUCCCUAUACCGACUUAUCGAACAGCCGCACUUAACAUCUGUGGCUAAGGAAAUGAAAUCCUCUCAAGUUUCUACAAAAUCAGUACAUUCUCAAGAAAACCGCGGUCAAAAGGUUUCACAAACGCAUAUCAAAACUGCAGUCAAGUGUACUAAAUCUUCAAUGGAGUUAAGUGAGAAUGCAAAAUUGGAGUGGUCCAAAGGAGGAAGCACAACAGAGAUCCAAGAAAUGAAGGAAAUCCUCAUGAAAGAAUCACAAGUAUGGUUUUUAAAAUUCUUAGAGGAUUCAUUAAGUAAUGGAUUUCGUGCAGAAACGGGUGACAAGAAACGAAGUAAUAAUGGUGCCAAAACAGGUCGAAAGCCGGAAUCAUCAGAUGACCAUAUUGCUUUAAUAUUGUCACAACUUAAGUACGCAAAUGAUUGGUUGGAUCAAGUAAGAGCCAAAGCUGUGUUGGAUAAUGAUGUACUGGUAGAAACUGUUGAUCGGUUGAAACGGAAAAUUUACGGUUGCUUGCUUGGUCAUGUAGAUUCAGCUGCAACGGCGCUAGAGUGUCGAGCAGCAAGUGGAUCGUAGUUAAAUUUGUGUAUAUGUUUCAAUGUGAUUAUCAAUAGCCAAAAAUUGGACAAAGAUGAACAAUAGUUCCAUGGCUUCGUCGUUGUACAGUCUAUGCCACUGCCAAUAUAGUUGGAAACCUAAUAUAGGGGCUUCACGUUCCAAUCAAGGGGCUUCACAUGGAUUCCUAGUAACUAAAGAGUUGGUUAUGGGGUGUCUUGAUGUAAUAGCAAAUAUCUAAGUUACUCUCCAUUUUUAUAAUAAAAACCUAAAACUAAAAUCAAAACCGAACCCUAAUUCAAAAA
Messenger RNA from Papaver somniferum (opium poppy), 2100 nucleotides. RefSeq lists its product as uncharacterized. Bases 167 to 1816 code for a protein of 549 amino acids. The transcript is spliced from 4 exons. NCBI's taxonomy places the organism in Eukaryota, Viridiplantae, Streptophyta, Magnoliopsida, Ranunculales, Papaveraceae. The record is from RefSeq and is a predicted model, not a curated record.